This is a messenger RNA of Nicotiana tabacum (common tobacco), 522 nucleotides long. The record is from RefSeq and is a predicted model, not a curated record. Lineage: Eukaryota; Viridiplantae; Streptophyta; Magnoliopsida; Solanales; Solanaceae.
AUGACAUGUUCAAACUGUGGUGGCUAUGGACACAGCAAAAGGAGUUGUCCCAAGAAACCAAGGCCUGCAGAUUCUACUCCUGCAAAUGUUUCAUAUAAAGAAAGAUAUGGAGGAAGAGGCAGAGGAAGAGGAACAGGAACAACUACUCCUAGAGCUUCAAUUUCAACUGCCCCUGUUGAUGCUGGCAAAGGAAGAGGAACUGGUAGAGGUAGGGGAAGUAAUACACCUUCAGCUUCAACUACUUCUGCCCCUGGAAUAGGAAGAGGUAAUGGAAGAGGAACUAGAAGUUCUGGGUUCGGGCUGUUUCAAUCAAGCAGUGGGUUCACAAGUUUUUCUUCUGGUGGAGGUAAACCAAGAGUGAUUUCUCAUGAUGGUGAAAAGAGGUCCUCGGCAGAUAUUCAUGAAUGUGCCUAUAAGCCAACAAGUGGAGUAAAAUGGAAUGGUAGACCAGCCAUUACUAGAAGACAACUUGAAAGAACUGCUGCAUCUCAUUCCAGAACUGCUACAUCCAUUCCAAUCUAA